This is a messenger RNA of Suillus discolor, 663 nucleotides long. RefSeq lists its product as uncharacterized. The record is from RefSeq and is a predicted model, not a curated record. The transcript has 5 exons. The coding region runs from base 1 to 663 and encodes 220 amino acids. Lineage: Eukaryota; Fungi; Basidiomycota; Agaricomycetes; Boletales; Suillaceae.
AUGAGUAAUGAUAGCAAGAAAGCUGCUACCAAGGAAGCGAUGGUGUUGCUUGAGAAGCACCAUAUUAACAAAUGCACAGGUGUUAAUAAUGUGCCUAUCAACACAUUCCACGACAUGCAUGUCACUCUCAAAUCUAUCUCUAACAAACUCACAGUGCUGUCAGCUCGUACAGGAUGCUAUAGCCUCUUAAUAGCAGUGUGUGGUGACACUGAUCAUUACUUGUGUCCCUUUGUAUACAUGUCGGAUGACCAUAUUGGAGACUAUUUCCAGCUUGCCCUGCAACAGGCACCCACUGAUGUGGCCACUCACCUCAAAGUGCAUUGUUUAUCUGGGGUCACUGGUGUUGUCCAAAACUACAAGCAGGCUCUUAUUGAUCUCAAAGCGCAAACAAGUUCAUUGAUCAUCAAACGACUUCGCAACCCUGGAGACAUUGGCUCGCACACUGAAGUCAAGGUACUCAACAGCGCAUGGAAAACAGGGACUGCAAAAUUCUGGAAGAUGUCAAAGGCUGAGUUUGAGCAGUGGGACAAAGAUAGGUUCCAGCAGAAAUUGCUUGCUGAUUCGGAAGGCUCCAUUAAUAUCACCCAGUCUUCACCCAUAAUGGAGGUGCCUGCAUUGUACUGCCCACUAACAAAACAACAAGUCAUCCGCCAGAAAAUUUGA